Messenger RNA from Aspergillus homomorphus CBS 101889, 969 nucleotides. RefSeq names its product HVA22/TB2/DP1 family protein. Bases 1 to 969 code for a protein of 322 amino acids. The transcript has 3 exons. Lineage: Eukaryota; Fungi; Ascomycota; Eurotiomycetes; Eurotiales; Aspergillaceae. The record is from RefSeq and is a predicted model, not a curated record.
AUGCUUGGUAUCAUUGCCGAUCUAUUCUCAUCGAUCAUUACGAUCCUCUUUCCCAUCUUUGCCUCAUACAAAGCUCUCCGCUCCUCCGAUCCCUCUCAACUGGCACCAUGGCUGAUGUACUGGGUGGUUCUCUCCGCCGUACUGAUGGCUGAGUCUUGGACGGUCUUCAUUCUCGGAUGGAUUCCCUUCUACAGCUGGAUCCGCCUCUUCUUCUUCUCCUACCUUGUCCUUCCCCAGACGCAGGGCGCUAUUAUUCUGUACCGGGAACACGUCGAUCCAUUCCUCGCCCACCAUGAGCGGGAGAUCGAAGAGUUCAUCGGCCGCAGCCAUGAGCGCGCCAAGGCUUUGGGGCUGCAUUACUUCUACCAAGCCAUUGACUACAUCCGAGAGAACAUCCUCGGUUUGCCGGCUCAGCGCCCUGCGGCUCCGCCUCCUCCGCCUCCGAGCGGCCCUGCUGCCUACGCACAGUCGCUUCUCUCACGGUUUAACAUCCCCACAGCUCCUGCAGCUGGGGGAUCGACAGGCCCUGCCGCCCCCGCUGCUGGCCAUGACUGGUUCUCCGUGAUCAGCUCCGCCGUUGCGGCAGUCACCUCGACUGGCACGAGUCCUGAAGCCCGGGGCGAGGAGCUGUCCGCUAGCGGCACUCUCCUGCCCCGUGAUAUCGCCUCCAUGUCCCGCGCAGACAAGGCUCAGUACAUCUCCCAUCAACGCGACCUGCUGGAGGUGCUACGCAGCGCACUGGCGAAGGAGGAGCGCGAGCUGCACGGCAGCGAGACGGAAACGGACGACCUAGCGUACGGCGGUACCCCGUUGCACAAAAACCCCAGCGAGAACUCGUUCCAUCACGUGGAGCACGAGGAUCUCGGCAGAAGUUCCCCAGAUCUGUCGGGCCGGGAGCCAGCCAGCGGUUCCUGGGCUACCGGAUGGCUUAGCGGCGAAUCGGCUGAUAUGCGCAAUCGUCAUCAUUGA